AUGCUGCUCACCUUGUUUACACUCACACUGAUCGUGAUAUCCUUGCAAGGAAUGCAAAUAGACUUCGAACGAUUCGAACUGCUCUCGGGGUUCGAUUACUAUAACAGUACGGUACGAGUGCGUAAGUACAACCGCACAGUAGUAAUGCUCAACGGUACAUUGGAUGUUCUUGCAACACUCAACAAAAGCUUAAUUAUAUCGACCGAUUUGUUCCAUAGCAGUCUUGGAAAUCAACAGUUCAACCACUAUCCGGUAAAGCUUCCCACCACAGACGUAUGUGAGUUUAUGAUCAACUUACACGCCGAUUACCAAGAGUACUUGCAGGAUAUAAUCAACAUACCUAAGGCAGGCGAAUGUCCAAUCCUACCACGUACUGUCUACAUCAAGAAUAUGGUCUUUCCGACCAAAGCGGUGCCGCCCUUUUUCCCACCGGGCCUCUGGAAGGUUUUCAUUAUUUCUUCGCUGAACGAUGUCGAGGUGAUUCGCUUCGAAAUGAUUAUCAAGGCUAAAAAUGAUUUUUUUUAG
Messenger RNA from Anopheles maculipalpis, 525 nucleotides. RefSeq lists its product as uncharacterized. Bases 1 to 525 code for a protein of 174 amino acids. Lineage: Eukaryota; Metazoa; Arthropoda; Insecta; Diptera; Culicidae. The transcript is spliced from 2 exons. The record is from RefSeq and is a predicted model, not a curated record.